Messenger RNA from Anopheles merus, 4165 nucleotides. RefSeq names its product secreted protein C. NCBI's taxonomy places the organism in Eukaryota, Metazoa, Arthropoda, Insecta, Diptera, Culicidae. The record is from RefSeq and is a predicted model, not a curated record. The transcript is spliced from 7 exons. The coding region runs from base 1214 to 2713 and encodes 499 amino acids.
UGAAAAAGUGAAAAAAAACAAGUGAACAGAUAAACAACAGACAAAACCAAAAGCACACACAAAUCUCGUAACAAAAGUCUCCCUGAAGCCGGACCUGAUGCCCGGGGAUUCGCAAAACAUGUGUGGGAGUGUGUGUGCAAAAAAGCUUCCCCCAGUGUGCGUGUGUGUGUAUACAUGUGCGAAUUAGUUGCUGUGGCUCGAUGAAGCGUCGACGGUAGCUAAUGUUGUCGACUGCAGUGAAGUUGGGCAGUGGGCCAGGGCCCAGCCCAGCCCGCCUAGCGUGGGAAAAACCGGAUGAAAACCUCCUCCUGGCAAUGGCCAGGGGAGCUACAACUCAACGGUGCAGGAUUGUAGUACUCGGCAAGUGAUAAAACCGACUGCUGCUGGAUGCUGUGUAGCUUGCCUGCGCUAAACUGUUCACAAAGCGCCUAAAUGUAGGCAAUCGUUUGUUAGAAGAGUGAAACAGUUGCAUCGGUGGUGGCGGUGGUGAUGAGAAUGAAUGCUCAAUAAAACGAAAAACCAUCAUUGUUGAGUCAAUUAGUGUAUUUAGCGUCCCGAAAAUCGUUCCCGUGUUCAUGACAACUCGUAAGCAAUUCCCAAUGAUAGGUUUUAAUCCAGUGCAGUGCUCCAACCUGACCUAAGUAUUUGUGAGUGUAAGUGUGUGUGUGUGUGAGUAUGUGUUUUAUGUUUAGUGUGUAAAUGUGUAUAAUGCAGUGCAAAAAAUACGACUUAAUAUCAAAUGUUCAUACCUAAAUGUAAGCAAAAAAAAAGAAAGAAAGUCGUUCCAUGUGAAGCGUCAAAUUCCUUGGCUCAGUGUGUAAUGUGUGUUCGCGAAACCAACACACCGUCACGCCAGUGAAUAUGAGCAGCACGGAAAAGCCCGUCAGCAAAUUUGGCCGAGGCAGCGCAAGCGGCUACCAACAAAAUCCAGUGCUUCCGGGAAUGGGCAGGUUAAAUUGAAUUAGUAUCAGCAGGGAAAAUCCCGUCCCACUCUACAUUGACGAACCGGUGCGUCCAGUGUGUGCGUGUGUGUGUUUGUUUGUUGGUUAAUUUCCCCCCUCAAAGUGUAGCCAAAAAAAGAAAGCGAAGGUGUUGAGUGCAAAUCGGUGGGAAAUUCCUUCCAGCUCCGUGCGAAGGGUGUAAAUUUAAAUUUACACGAAGGUGAAAUAUAUCCUCUGCUUCCGUCACGGAAACGUCAUCCCGGGCCGAAAACAUGCCGUUCGGUCGGAAAUCCCCGCUGGAGGCACUGGCCAUGCCCGGUGCCAUUAUUGCGUACAAAUACAGCCAGUUCCGGCAGCGCCGCCGGGAGGCAGCGAAUCGGCGCGUGACGGAACGGGAGCUGUCGGCACUACACACGAAAAUUGAAAAACUGCUCAGCAAGCUCGAAGAGAGCGAACUCGAACCGCCAACAUCGCAGGAGGACGAGUGCGUCAUCUGCAUCAAUGCGCGGGCAACGAUGCAAACGUCCCCGUGUGGCCACCGUGUCGUGUGCCGCCGGUGCUUCGUCAAAACGAUCCAAAGUGCCGUCGCGCAACGGUUGCUCCCUUUGCGCUGUGUUAUCUGCAGGGCGAGAAUAAAUCGUCUUACCUCGGGCUCGACUUCCUGGCGCUUGCAAGGUUCGGCCAGCACGUACUCGAUGGGCAGCAAGAGCUGGAGCGUCCCCGGGUCCGCCAGCUCGUACAGCGUCGAUGCGCGGGUCACCCAGUCCGCCAGCCUGUACUCGAUGAGCUCCGGGUCGUCGUGCGUGUCCGGUAUCUCGAACAUGUCCAGCUGCUCCGGCACGUCCGGCACGUCCGGUAUGUCUUCCACGUCGUCGACGAGCGGCACCACGGAUGGGUCGCUGCACGGCCACAGCCAUCGGCAUGGGGCGGGGGCCGGCGGUUGCACCAGCAGCUGCAGUACGAGCGGUUGCCUCGGUGCAGUGCCGCGCAAUCCCGCCUACCAGCACUACCACAAAAAGGGACAAUACUACAUGAAGAGCCGUAUUCCGGAGAUGCCAAAUCGGUUGCCACCGAUCAUUGAGUUCAAGAGCCCCACACGCCACCGGACGCCUUCCCCUGCCAAUCCGGGCGCUCGGUUUAAAUACUACACCCAACCGGGCAAACCGGCGAACCCGGUCGAAUCAAUACCACUGAUGACGGUAGAAAAGAUCGGCAGCAUCGGUGGCGGCGGCGGCCCAGCCAGCAAGUCCGGCCCUUCCAAGCUCGGGCUGAACGCGAAAAUCGCACCAGUCGCUUCCAAAUCGCCCAUCAACAAAACGAACAUGGCCACCGGGAAACCGGUCACCACGUCGCUCAUAACGGCCGUCAACAGCUCCACGCCGAAGGCACGCGUACUGUCCGCUUCCUCGGCCACGGCCGGCCCUUCCGGGCUGGGCAGGGCGGGCAGUGGCAGUGGUGGUGGCAGCAACAAGGGCGGCGUUGAUAGUGGCGUUGGGAUGGGUUGCAGCAGUACCAGCUCGUUGGCCACCAGCGCCAGCGGCAGCAAGCAGGACGAAAAGUACGACAAUAAGAAGAACGAAACGAUCGAGAAGAAGAAGAAGGAGGAAAAGGCCAAACAGAAGGCGGAAAAGGAGGCCCGAAAGGAGGAAAAACGUAUUGCCAAAGAGGAGGAAAAGCUCGCCAAAAUGCUUGCGAAGGAGGAAAAGAAGCGGGGCAAGCGGGAGGCAAAGGAGGCGCUGCUUGCCCACGAAGGUGGAAAUGGGUUGAAGUAAGGAUGGGGAAGAAGAGUACGGCAAACAAAACACAAUAAAAAGCAUAGCUUCCAAAGCAAUCGAGCAAAGGAGAUAGUGGAAAAAAUACAGCAAAUUGCACAUGAUUAGACGUGAAACGUGGUUUCAGCGAAGCUUUUUUUAAAACAGUUUGUGGAUAGAGAGAGAGAGAGAGAGAGAGAGAGAGAGAGAGAGAGAGAGAGAGAGAGAGUAAGAGAAGGCGCUGUGGCGGGUUUUGUUAUCCAGCAUGUUUAAUCAACUGCCGGUUCUUGAUUCGUUCGCUUUCUUUCGAAACUAAUCCCCCAAUACCCCACAACAGUUUGGAUCAUAUUGAUUCAUUUAGUGCAAUUGAAUUGCCAACCAGGGCUCUGUAGUAGCAGGUUUUUUUGUUAUGUUUUAUUUUUCUACUUCUUUUUCGUGCUCGUUUUCUUUGCAAUUGUGCUAAUCAAGGAAAAACAAGUGAAAAGUUUAAUUAAGUGAGGUUUUUUUUAAAGAGCAAACAUAAUCUCUAAGUGGUUUAAAAACUAGCUGUAAAGCUAAAUAAUGGUUACGAGAAACAGAUUAAAAAGCAAAGGUAAGGCAAACACUCCGAACGCGAUAUCAAAUCGGUAAUCGCAAAGCAAAAUGCCGUUUCAAUACAGAGUUAUAAACAGUAGGUAAAACACGCAAACAUAUCACAUUCAUCCCACGUAGAAAUAAAAAAUGAAAGAAAAGAAGAAAACAAACAAACAAGCUAUCAAAGAAAGGAAGAAGAAACAAGAAGGGAAUAAAAGGGAAGUGUUUCAAAGCGUUCAAUAUUAGUUCUCUGGUGUGUAUCACUAUCACUUCACUUGUUAACAAAAAAAGGAAGCAAGAAUGAAAAAAACAGUAGAGAACAACAGCAAGCUGCUUGCGAUGGCAAUAAGUGUAAAAUCUAUGUUCCUAGGUCGAUUCGAUUCGUGCGCAAAAAAGGUGAACAUAAGGAGCAACGAAAUAACAUGCCGAAGCGCGUAGAUAAUGCCACUCUAUUUUACUGAUACUUUUGAAUGUCCCCUUUCAACCCUGUUGCGUUUUGAAUAGAAUAGAACAAUUCCCACCAUUUCCACCCAGACAGGCAGGUACGCAGAAGGUCUAAAAGCGAUCCACCACUUCCAUCGUUUGAAGCAUUUUAAGCAUUCAUUAUCACUUCCCUUUGUGGUAGUUUUUGUGCAUAAUCAAUAGUUUUAGGAAAGGAAACAAAAUAUAAUCGAUUACUUGUCCAGUUUUCGGUGGUUUUUUUAUCAUAACAAAAAAACAACAACAACAACAACAACAACGGAUCACACUUCGCGUACACACAACAAAGCUCACUGUGAUAGGUCGGUAAGUGUUGUCGCGCGCAUCGGGCAGAUCGGAUCGGAGAGAAAGCAAAAGCAAAAACACAAAAACCAGUAAAGCAACAGCAGAAGAAGAACAAAAAAGACUAGGAUAAAAAGG